UCUAGCCUCCAAAUUCUCUAGGGACAGACAUGGAACUCCAUAUUAAAAUGUGAAGGGUUUCUGUUUUCACUUCCUAAAGAAAUGCCAACAACUGAAAGAAGCUAUCCAACUAGCUAACAGUGAACAAGCUGAGCACUAGUACUGAGAGAUAUCCGACUCAUGGCUGCAGCAGGCUCUCCCAUGGCCAGGCGACGCUGGUCCAGUACACUAGCUUUGAAGGAAGGCUUCCUCCAGAAGAAAGGAGGAAUCAUUAAGAGUUGGAGCAGACGAUUCUUCAUUCUCAACAAACAGUCUCUGGUCUACUUCAAGCGAGAGCAAGACUUAACCAAUGGACAGCUUCAAGAAGACCUCCAACCUUUGGGUCGGAUAUUCCUGUCUGACAUUGUCACCAUCGUCACAGACGGUAUUGAGAAAAAGAGAUCGUUUGUGUUUGCUCUCCAUACAAAGAAGAGAGCUGUUCUAUUACAAGCUGCCAGCAAUGAGGACCGACAAGGUUGGGUGGAGACCAUUAGGAGGGCACUGGAGUCAGAGGGGGAGGCUGAGAAGAAGGAUCCAUUCAGGAAGACACUACGCAGACUCAGACCAGGUCUGAAGAGGAUCACGUUGGUAAAGGACCCAGACAAAGGUAUUGGAUGUACCAUCAAGAAUGCUGCCGGGCAUAUUCUGGUCAACCGGAUCCUAGAGGAUGGGCCUAUUGCCAUCACGGGAGUACUCAGACCAGGUGAUGAGAUACUGGAUAUUCAUGGAACCUCGGUGACUGGACUCACUAUUAAAGAAGUGGCAGAAGUGAUUAAGAACGUGCCUUAUGAGUUCUUAGCGACGGUCCGACCAAUCACAGCUCUGAAGAGAAGAGCUGCUCCUGACACAUCUCGAACUUUGUACUCUACCAUUGUCCCGCAAACCCCCACUGGUUCCCAUGACAACCAACCAGCAUUUGCUAUUCAUGACCCAGCGACAACUCCGUCAUGUGACGAACUAGAGGACUGUGGUAACUAUGAUGAUGAGGAUGACGGAGACACGCCCCCACCACUCCCGCCUCGUACAGAAGACGCCCUCAUUAUUGUGGACCACCCCCCUCCCAACAAACCCCCUCCAGUGCUACCCCCACGACCCACCCCUCUCAUGGCAGUCAAGAGAGACUGUAUAACCCAGCGCUCCACUGAAGGCCUCUCUCAUCACCCCUUGCUAGCUAUAGGGAAGAAGAGUCUGUCUCAAGGGGACAGUGUGGAUGAGGUGGACCACACCUAUGAUAUGCUCCAACCACGCCUUCCACAAAGACGACAACACUUGUAUGAAACCAUUGACAAGAUACAGCCCAACAAACUGAUCUAUGUAGACGUAGACUUGUCUCAUAGGACAGAAGUUUAGCAUUUGAUCACACCAAUUAUCAGCAUGUUGUCAUUGUGACACUGAAAUCGUUUGCUAGUGAAAAAUUUUUAAUGGUUGUC
This is a messenger RNA of Halichondria panicea, 1448 nucleotides long. RefSeq names its product PDZ domain-containing protein 2-like. The transcript has 5 exons. Lineage: Eukaryota; Metazoa; Porifera; Demospongiae; Suberitida; Halichondriidae. The record is from RefSeq and is a predicted model, not a curated record. The coding region runs from base 160 to 1368 and encodes 402 amino acids. Gene Ontology annotation, molecular function: protein binding.